UGUUCACUACUCUUUUGGAACUAGUGUGGAGGAAAGCUGUGGCUGUUGUCAGAGAUCGUAGCAGACACCUGUCAAAGAUGGGGAGGAAAGUUUACGUAGUAGGUGUUGGGAUGACAAAGUUUGAGAAACCUGGUCGCCGUGAUAAUUUUGAUUACCCCGAAAUGGCAAAGGAGGCUGGUACUAAAGCUUUGCAAGAUGCUGGGAUUGCCUAUGACAAGGUGGAACAAGCUUGUGUUGGCUUCUGUUAUGGAGACACGACGUCUGGACAGAGAGCUGUGUAUGAACUGGGACUAACAGGAAUACCAGUCUACAAUGUCAACAAUGCCUGUUCAACAGGAUCCACUGCUCUCUUCAUGGCAAAACAGUUAAUAGAAGGAGGUAUUGCAGACUGUGUAAUGGCUCUAGGUUUUGAGAAGAUGCAGAGAGGUGCACUUAAAAUGGGGUUUACAGACCGAGCAUCUCCAAUGGAGAAACACAUGCAGGUUGUCAUGAAUACAUUCGGUAUUGCUCAUACACCGUUUGCACCACAGAUGUUUGGUAAUGCUGGCAAGGAACACAUGCAGAAGUAUGGCACCAAAGUGGAACAUUUUGCAAAAAUUGCAUGGAAAAACCACAAACAUUCCGUAAAUAAUCCAUAUUCCCAGUUUCAAGACGAAUACACAUUAGAAGAAAUUUUAGCCUCUCCAAUGAUACAUGAGCCACUCACAAAAUUACAGUGCUGUCCAACAUCAGAUGGCUCAGGGGCUGCUAUCUUGGCUAGUGAGGAUUUUGUGAUUAAAAACAAUUUACAACACCAGGCUGUGGAAAUAGUUUCCAUGGCGAUGGCUACUGAUCUUCCAAGUUCUUUUGAAGAGAACUCUUGUAUUAAAAUGGUUGGCUUUGAUAUGACUAAAAAGGCAGCAGACAAAGUCUUUAAUCAAGCAGGUUUGACGCGUGAUGAUGUUGAUGUGGUUGAACUUCAUGACUGUUUCUCCUGCAAUGAGUUGUUGACAUAUGAGGCACUAGGGCUGUGUCCACCAGGUAAAGGUGGAGAUAUGGUAGAUCGAGGAGAUAACACAUACGGAGGGAAGUAUGUUAUCAAUCCCAGUGGUGGACUCAUUUCUAAAGGACACCCACUUGGUGCUACAGGUCUUGCCCAGUGUUCUGAAUUGUGUUGGCAGUUGAGAGGUUUAGCAGGAAAGCGUCAAGUGAAAAACGCCAAGCUGGCAUUGCAGCAUAACAUUGGCCUUGGUGGAGCAGCUGUUGUUACUAUUUAUAGAAUGGGGUUUCCCGAAUAUCAUAGAAGCAGUAUUACCACAGUUGGUGUGAGUGCAUCAGCAAAUGAAGCAGAUUUCAAGUCUGCGGCAAUGUUCCAAGAAAUCAAGAAAGCCCUUGACAGUGAUGGUGCCAACAUUGUGAAGAAGAUGAAGGGUAUAAUUUGUUUCAAGGUUAAAAGUGCUGAUGGAAAGGAAGGAAUUUGGUUUGUCGAUGCAAAGAAUGGCAAUGGCUCAGUUAGCUUUGGUGGAAAUUUAAAACCUGAUGUAACUAUCAGUAUGGCAGAUGAAGAUCUUGUCAAUCUUAUGAUGGGAAAACUCAAUCCACAAGAUGCAUUCUUCAAAGGAAAAUUGAAAAUGUCUGGCAAUAUGGGGCUUGCAAUGAAACUGAAAGAAAUCCAGCCAAAAAAGGCAAAAUUGUGAUCCAGAACUGUAUUUGAGAAAAGUGUACAUUUCUGUUGAGUUAUGAAAGUGUACAGUCAUCGGAACAAAGAUUGCUGUGACUCGUCAGGAUGAAAUUGAAAAACAACUAUGCACUGUUACAUUAUUUAGCAUUUUUAAAUCAUGUUAUUUUAAUAUUAUUUGGAGGAAAAAUAUAAAAAGGCACUAAAGGCCUUUGUUAAUUCUGCCUGUGUUAUAUUAAUACUAACUUAAAAAUGUAACAGUUAAAGGGCAUAGUAAAUAAUGCUAGGAUUGCAUUUGGACAUCAUAUUCAGAUGAAAAAUUCUUAUUUGAACUAGUUGCUUUUAGUGGAGUCGAAACAUUGAAAUUGCUUUUAAAGUUAGGGGAUCACAAAGACAGAUCUUUAGUUCAUACAUAUUAGUUUAUGUACGAUAAAUAAUAUUAACCUAUUCCUUCUUGUUGUUCAAAUCAAAAGGUGAUCUUGCUGAUUUGAUUUGAAAAUGUAUAUUUUAAAACAUGGGCAUCACUAUAAUUAUUAGAUACAGAAUGCACUGGUUCAUUAUGAAAACAAACUCCUUUGACAAAUUCAUGGCAACUCCCAUGAAAUUUGAAAAAUAAUUCGCAUAUUUUGCAUGAAAAGACACCAAGUCCUCCAAUGAAUUAUAAAUGUAUUGUGAGCAUAUUUAUAUAUAUUUUGUGAGUAUGAAUCGUUUAUGAGUAAUAUGUGUAAGUGAAGUCAUAAAAAAAGAAUAUAAAAUGUACGAAUAAAUGUGAUGACUUUA
Molecule: messenger RNA, 2437 nt
Organism: Gigantopelta aegis
Lineage: Eukaryota; Metazoa; Mollusca; Gastropoda; Neomphalida; Peltospiridae
Product: sterol carrier protein 2-like
Exons: 18
Coding region: 78-1676 (532 amino acids)
Molecular function (GO): acyltransferase activity, transferring groups other than amino-acyl groups
Source: RefSeq, a predicted model, not a curated record